GUGCUGCACACUCUGGUGAAAUGGUGGAGCACACAGCUACAGCCAGCACUGUGCAAUCAUGUGCUGCACACUCUGGUGAAGUGGUGGAGCACACAGCUACAGCCAGCACUGUGCAAUCAUGUGCUGCACACUCUGGUGAAGUGGUGGAGCACACAGCUACAGCCAGCACUGUGCAAUCAUGUGCUGCACACUCUGGUGAAGUGGUGGAGCACACAGCUACAGCCAGCACUGUGCAAUCAUGUGCUGCACACUCUGGUGAAGUGGUGGAGCACACAGCUACAGCCAGCACUCUGCAAUCAUGUGCUGCACACUCUGGUGAAGUGGUGGAGCACACAGCUACAGCCAGCACUGUGCAAUCAUGUGCUGCACACUCUGGUGAAGUGGUGGAGCACACAGCCACAGCCAGCACUGUGCAAUCAUGUGCUGCACACUCUGGCGAAGUGGUGGACCACACAGCUACAGCCAGCACUGUGCAAUCAUGUGCUGCACACUUGACUGGACAUCAAACACUAGCUGCCAUCGAUGCUGCUGACGGAAUAGCACACAGCAGUGCAGGUCCAGAGCACAAUGUGAGUGAACACCACGGUCCAGUCUCAGAGCCCCGUGUGAGUGAGCACCACUGUCCACUCUCAGAACAGUGCACAUCUGAAGCUGAGCUGGAUAGCCGGCUGACUGACCACGUCCCUUCGUCUCCAUCCAUCCUUGACGAAGCCUGGCACGUGCAGAGAGAUCGCUUGUUUUCACUUGUGAAAGCCAGUGAGGAAGCUCACCGACACCUCUCUCAAGAGGUUGAGGAGGCGCAGAUGACGCUUAGCGGCGGCAAUACGCACACCAGUGAGCGUCAAGAGAGCAGCAGUGAUGCCGUGCUGGUCGGCUGCGACACGGAUUGCGGUCGAUCUACGAACGGAAAGUCACUUUGUCUCCAUUCGGACGAAUCUUUGGACGAGAGUAUCACCGAUGAAUCCUCGCAGUUACUGGACUAUAUCCGCAAUGCACGUAUGAAACAUGCUGAGGAGGUGUCCAGCUGGGUGUUGAACCUGAAGGGCAGUACACCAUCCAGCGAUCAGCUGCAGCAGCUUGUUCGUCUGCAGCUACAUCAGCAGGAUGAGCUCCGGGACGUGCUGGAAAGUGGUGACGGGUGCGAAGCAGCACUGGACCCAGACCGGUUACUGCACAAUGAUGUAACACUGUCGGAAGUGGAGCAAUCUAUACAGGACCAGAGCAACCAGCUAAGCCAGCUUCUAAGCCAGCUGCAGAGCACACCAACGCGGUUGCCAUUAGAACAGCAACUACAACAGCAUCAUGAUCAACGCAUCAUGACACAGCACCUGCAGGGAAAUCCACAGUUCCGGUCUAGUCGAUCGCUCUCUGACGUGUCUCCAUUUACCAAUGGCAGUGGUGUGUGUGACUCCACCAGCAGGUUCACCAUACAUCAGAGUGGGAGCUCUGCAACCAAAUCAGUGGACUCUAGCGAGGAUGACAUAGCAAACACCAUUGAAACAUUCUCCAUGGAGAAAUACCUAGCAAUUCUGCCAACAUGUGUUACAAUACCAUCGGCGAAGCUGCAGGAGACUGGCAAGGGCUCUCCCUACCAUGUGUUUCAAGUACAGGUCAGUAUUGGCUCCUUCUACUGGUCAGUUGAGCGGCGUUAUCGUGAGUUUCUGGCGCAGCACCUUCACCUGGUACAGGAACACGGAGAACUGUCCUGCUUACGCAUGCCACCCACUAAGUGGUUUGGAAACAAGAAGAGAGGCUUUGUUGAAGAAAGACGAAAGCGACUUGAAACGUACUUGCAGACGCUUCUCUUCCAGCUGAUACGGCUGCAGCACUGCAACUGGCACACGCUGGUAUCCCUGGAGGACCUGGUUAACAAGAUGCGUAACGACCUGCCGGUGUUAGACGAGCAUACUGUUAUUCCCGCCGCCCGUGUGCCCAAAAAUACAGCCAGUGAGCACACUGGGAAGCAGGCGGGUAAACAAACUGAAUGAAACAACGCACACAUUCUUAGUAUAUUUGCCCUGUGCGAAUGCACCCUAUGACUUCCUUGAAUGGAUUUAGUUCUACUCCCACUGAUUUGUCUGGCUUGGAUUUGCUACAUCAUGUUGACCGAUUGCCACCUCCCUCGCCGCGUCAACGAUGAUGGUGUCGAGUGGACUCGGUUGAUGUACUGGUUGCCGCACCAGUGAAGCCCAUUUUCAUGACUAGUAGCAGCUCGACUUUGCAGUGCACAUCCCAGUGUCACUGUGCAUGCCACUGACUGACAUUCUUUUAAAUACUUUAUACUUGUACUAUUAAAAGUACAUACUGCGAAUGGUAAUCAACCACCCCAGCAGAUUUUCAUCAAGGAUAUGAAUCGAUGACAUGGUAUUUUUUACAACUCCCUGAUAUCUAUGUUUGUUCCAUCAUGAAACGUCUUGCUUGAUUUUAAUGAGUAGCUAGGUUCACUGCUGUAGAUUGUCGUAAUUCGAAGUAUUUCCGUUUUUUACCGUAAUAUUGAUUUUUUCACCUUUCCACAUCUUAUGUCCCAGCUGAGCCUUUAUGCAUGAUUGCAACAUUUGUCUUUUUACCUAUUUGGAGAUAUGUCGUCUGUGCUACAUGUAGAGCUGUUAUGACGUUGCCUAUCACUUGAUACUCACAUGUCCGUCAUGAUCAAAACUUGUUCUGGUACUAGGCUUUGUGAUCCUCAUCGCGUGGAUUGCCAGCUGCUACUCGUUUCGGGUUAGUGGAGACUGGCAACCAGUCGUGUGCAGUCAGUUUUUGUAGCCUUUUCCAUGAUUUCGGCGCUUUUACAGAACUGUCGACUUUGGUGACAACUUUUUCUUGCUUUCUUUGUCGAUCUGUGAUGCCCUCUCCCGUGUUUACUGCACAUGUGCAGUGUCCUGG
Sycon ciliatum is the source of this 2883-nucleotide messenger RNA. RefSeq lists its product as uncharacterized. The transcript has 6 exons. Gene Ontology annotation, molecular function: phosphatidylinositol binding. The record is from RefSeq and is a predicted model, not a curated record. The coding region runs from base 21 to 1988 and encodes 655 amino acids. Lineage: Eukaryota; Metazoa; Porifera; Calcarea; Leucosolenida; Sycettidae.